Molecule: messenger RNA, 2557 nt
Organism: Coniophora puteana RWD-64-598 SS2
Lineage: Eukaryota; Fungi; Basidiomycota; Agaricomycetes; Boletales; Coniophoraceae
Exons: 5
Coding region: 1-2268 (755 amino acids)
Biological process (GO): maturation of SSU-rRNA from tricistronic rRNA transcript (SSU-rRNA, 5.8S rRNA, LSU-rRNA)
Cellular component (GO): nucleolus; small-subunit processome
Source: RefSeq, a predicted model, not a curated record
AUGUCGCCCUACGACGAGGACGGACUGCCAACAUACUCCUCGGCCAUAUCCGAGAAAAUCUAUCUCGAGUCUCGCACCAGCAAAGGCUACUGGACACCCCGCCCUCCAUCCAUCCGCCUCUACCUCACAAACCCCCGCCGCCUCACAAAGCUCACCUCCACCCGCAUCACACGCCGCAAAUCAUGGCUCCUCUUCCUCGUCACCAUCACCGCCUCCCUCUGCUUCUUCUACCUCUUCGACUUUCCCUCCUUGCGCCGCGACAAGUACCCCCGCUCCGCCCGCGACUGGCCAGGCAUCAGCGUCGGCUUCACAAAAGAGGUCGACGAGAGCGCCAGUUCCACCCUCGUGUUUGAACGAGAAGAGAUUCAGCGGAUAUGGCAGUGGGAGAUCGAGUCGGGCCAUUUCCCUUCCAAUGGCAAGGUCCCUGAACAAGUCGGUCUCUCCACCGCUCCACUCAACCCCGCCCUCCCACCACGCCGCGUUCCCACCAUUCCCUCCCGCUUCCGCCCACCACCAGGGCCCGUAGCCACUACUACCCGCGGAGACGGCCCCAAGCGCGUGUAUUACGGUCCACAGUUCAAGGAAGGCGAAGUCGCCUAUCCACCACGGCCCGUACCAGGUGGAAUCGCAGAUCUCGACGUGAUCAUGCAGCACUGCGACUUUGAGCUGGACAAGUACGUCCGCGACUGCCUCGAAGUCCUCCGCGUUGGCGCAGGCCUCAACAACGGCCGCGGCCUCCGCCGCGCCCCAACAGACGAGUGGAACUACGUCUACCUCCACGCGGGCCGCGAGAACUUCACCGAGCCCGCAAGUGAAAUCCCAAUCGCCAAGGUCAUCGCGUCCGCCUCCUCCGAGUCCACCCCCGACCAACGCGCCCCGUCCAACAACAACAAUCCACACACGAACCCCAACGCGGGAUUCGUCAAGAAAAAGGACGCGCCAUGGGAACCCGCGCUGGUGCUCUCCGACCCCGCGCAGGCGAGCAGAGAGGGCUCCGUGGCGGAGGAGGCGUCCGCGGUGGUGGAGACGAUCGAGAUGGACGGUGCGUGCGACCCCGAGAAUCCACACGUGUUCCACAUGUUCUGGACGGGCCCGUUCACCGACAAACCGUACGCGUCCAUCCUCUCCUUCCUCUUCACCCAGAACCUCGGGCUGCAUCUCCCCGCCGGCGCGGCGGAGGUCGCGGGCGUGUGUCGCCCGCAGUACUGGAUCUGGAUCAACCCCGAGCACUUUGAGCGGUUCAGAAGCCCCGCGGCGGCGCGCGCGGCGAUGCUCGAGAGUCUCGAGACGAAUCCGUGGAGCGCGCCGUUCCUCGAUGGGAGGUUCAGAGACGCGAUCAAGUUCAAGAUGUGGAACACGACCGAGCAGCUCGACAGUAUCCCCGAGAUCAAGGACGACUGGCGCGCCUACUCGGGCUCGCUGCUCAACUCGGGCGGACACAUCAUCGACGUCGCGCCCGGCGGCGCCAACGCCAACGCCAACAACGCGGACGAAGCAGCCGGCGCAGGCGCAGGCGCAAAAGCCAAGUCGGAGGAAUACGACAAGGGCUCCGUCGUGCUCAGCGACAUGGCGCGCUUCGUGCUGUGCCACCGCUUCGGCGGGAUCUACGUCGACGCCGACACUCUCUUCCUGCGCGACUGGUCCGAGCUCUUCCACACGCGGCACGCGUUCGCGUACCGCUGGUCGCGCCUCGACAAGUACAACACCGCCGUGCUGCGCCUGAACCGGCGCUCCGCGUUGGGGUCGUGGUUGUUCAGAACGGCGUUUCGGAAUAAUCUCGAUUUCCACCCGAUGACGGUGACGCAGUACGCGAAGGACGCGUAUCUGGAUGCGUUGUUGAGGAUGUUGCCGGAUGCGCUGUUUGAUUCGGCGUGGUUGAACACGGAGGAGUUUCAGCGGGAUCGGCCGCCGCAGCCGUAUUUUGUCGCAUUCGACAAUUUCUUCCAUACGCCAGCGUCGGCGAGCGCACAGCCGCAGGCGCUCGGGUUCGAGGGCUUCUUCCGCGGCGCGUAUUCGUACCACUUCCACAACUCCUGGUUCAAGCCCUUCGACGUCUCGCGCAACUGGCCCGACCUCGGCGCGCGCUUCGUCGCGGGCGAGCGCGCGGCGCGGCAGGCGGCGGACCCGGACACGCCGCCCGCGGAGUGGGCCGACCGUGUCGCGGACGAUAAGCGCGAUUUGGACUGGGCGACGGUGGUGAAGCGCACGUUUGAGGCGUAUGUGCGCGGGGAGCGGCCGAAUGCGUAUGGGGAGUGGUUGGCGUGGUGAGUGGGUGUCGUAGCAUCUGAGGUUAGGUGCGGUGAGGCGGGAGGACUUGGACCAUGGACUCGGGAGGGACCUGCAUGCAUGCGUUGUCGUGUUUCAUAGAGACGAUUAAUAAUUUACCCCCAUCAUAUUGCAUCUGCACGCCCACAUAUCGCGCUCGUUAGCUCGCUGGAUUUCUGUUCACCGUACUACCUACCCCCUUCGUUUUUUGUUACGACGGACUAUAUAUUACUUACUGCAGUUUCGACGUCUGUGGUUCAUGACGUAGCGUAUUAUUUUAUGUAUCGGAUAU